AUGCUUCCUCCACAAGGCCUUGUUGUCCCCAAUAGUGCAGUUUAUCGGCUUGAUAAGUCCUUGUAUGGUCUCAAACAGGCUAGUCGGCAAUGGAAUUUACGUCUCACUGUCUUAUCUGGAGACAAUUUGGUUGAAAUUGAGACUAUCAAGAAAGCAUUGGAUGCUGAAUUUAGCGUCAAAGAUUUGGAAAAGCUAAAAUUUUUUCUUUGUAUAGAAGUGGCACGUAGUUUUCAAGAUAAUGGCACGAGACUUGAGGACCUGACAUGUUUUCAAAGGUUACUUGAAAGGUUAUUAUAUUUGACUAAUACACGACGAGAUAUUGUAUUUGCUGUGGGAAAGCUUAGUCAACUUUUUUAUUGUGCUACCGAUGAACACUACAAGGCUGCUGUACAUAUCCUUCGUUACAUCAAACAAGCUCUUGCGAAAGGGUUGUUUUUCUCAUGCCAAAAUGUUAUUCGCCUCUUUGGUUUUGUUGAUUCAAAUUGGACAACUUGUGCUGAUUCUAGGAAAUCAGUGUCAGAUUAUUGGUUUUUCUUGGAAUCUUCUCAUUUCUUGGAAGAGUAA
This is a messenger RNA of Arachis ipaensis, 564 nucleotides long. The record is from RefSeq and is a predicted model, not a curated record. Lineage: Eukaryota; Viridiplantae; Streptophyta; Magnoliopsida; Fabales; Fabaceae.